GUCAACCACGAGUUGACGUUGACACAUUUAAAUCAACCAAUCUCUUUAUCUGACACCAAAAGGUGAAUAUUGGGGGCUUACACCACUAUAUAUUUACCUGCACAAGUAUAUCCAUCUCACACAGACAGUGAUCAGACACUACUCGCCUUGUCUGACGUUUACGCUCAAACAUACAAAAUGGUGAGUCGUGAUGAAUUGAAGAUCAAUUUUGUUUUAUUUGAAAUACAUUUCAUGUUGUUUUAGAAUAAGCCAUUUAUUCCUAUUCAUUCUGUAGCUUAACUUUUCUCUGAUUUUAUGACAUUGUAGUUGAUUGCAUGUUAUUGAUGUUUUCCUAGAGCUCCCUGGAUAAUGACAUCAACCAGCACUUCCAGGAUGCAAUUGAUGUGAUUCAAUGGCACUCUGACAAUCCGUAUUGUGAUACAGGUAUACUUACACUCCAACACUCAUGCCAGAAAACUAGAUUUAAAUCUGAAUGCUAACAAUCACCAUCAUUAUAUUAGGCACAGACAUUAUUGUUAAUACUUUUUUUGUAUUGAGCAUGUCAGGAAAAUUAUUCUAUACGUUUUAGUCUCCUUGGUUCUGGCAGUGAAGACUGUAUUGAAUGAAUAUCCUUUUUCUCCCUCCACUUAGAGUACAAGUACUUUGAGCCUCCAAUGCGACCGAGCAUAAUGUGCUCCUACCCCAUCACACACCCGUCUGAUGUGCCAGGCCCAUAUGACUGGAAUGAGCAAACGGUGAGUGUACAGAACAAGUGGUUCUAUUUUACCAGUAUAGUACUAUUGACUGACUUCUCCAAGUUUGCACUACUGUGAUGUGUGGUUACAGUACAUGUAUGUGUCAUGUGGAUGUGACUCACCUGGCCAGUCUCUCUCUCCUCGUCUUGCCAGUCAUGGCCUCAUGUUGUUCCUGACGACUCACUGGGUCCAUCUGGAACCGUGGAGUACCCCCAGUUCUACUCCAUCGCACCGCCACCGAGGAACGGCAAAGGUGAGCAGAGUUUGGCCAUCAGUGAUGAGCGAUGACAAUGUCUGUAAGAGGUGUGAGAGAGUACAACUACAAAUGCUAGAAUUGAACAUGUUUCUAAUACGUUAGUAUUCUAUUACUUCAGAUUUUUGAUUGCCAAGUAUCAAAUUGACAUCAUUACAACUGAAUUUCUGUCUGUUUAGAAUUGUAUUAUUUCUAAAGUCAACCUUUUAAUAUCAUCAGGUCGCAAGAAGAUGCGUCUUUAUGAGUACCUGCAUGAGUCUCUGGGCGAUCCCAACAUGGCUGACUCCAUCCAGUGGACAGACCGUGGCAGCAGCACCUUCCACUUCAUCUCCAAGAACAAAGAGAAGUUGGCCGAGUGCUGGGGCAAGCGCAAGGGCAACCGCAAGACAAUGACCUAUCAGAAGAUGGCAAGGGCGCUGCGCAACUACAGCCGAACGGGCGAGAUCGUAAAGGUGCGCCGCAAACUCACCUACCAGUUCAACCCGUUGAUCAUCCAGAGGCUUGGGGGCAUCAGUCACGUCAUUCCCCCCGCCGGGCACCCCGGGGCUGGUCACCCUGGGCGGGAGGUGCUCCUCCACCAGCAGCAUGCCCCAGCUGAACAGGUCUACUAUGGCUGUGCUUCUGCACCUGACUGGCACAGCUGGUAUGGACAUUACUCCCUCCAGGGAGACUGUGAUCUUGCCACAAGCUUCACUUCAUCCACAGUCACCAAGAUGUGAACUCCGGUAAUGUCACUGUGGAAAAUAACAGAGGUUAAUAGCUGCUUUAGCUAGCUGUCAAUUCAUACUGCUACUCCUACAUACUUUUGUGGGGGCCUACAACUUUGCAGACAUUGUGUUAUGUGUGUCAGGAAACGUAACAGUCAUGGUAAAGAAAAUGUAAAAAUGUUUUCCCUUCGUUAGUCAGCACCUUGUGCAGUUUAAAAUAAAAUGUAAUGACCAAUGAUCAGGUAUUGUGGAUCAUUGAAUAUGUAAAUAAUGAAAAUAUAUUAACUUUUUUUAUCUAUGAGAACUGUCAACCAGUUAUAAGCAUUUGGUGUGAGUACUGUACAUAUAAAGGGAAAAAACUACAAUGUUGGUUUCAAAUAUGAACAUUUAUUACUGCAUGUCAUUUUGUAAAUAAUGAAUUGAAAUCCUUUGUAUCUCGCGCAC
This is a messenger RNA of Coregonus sp. 'balchen', 2138 nucleotides long. NCBI's taxonomy places the organism in Eukaryota, Metazoa, Chordata, Actinopteri, Salmoniformes, Salmonidae. The record is from the annotation of a GenBank genome assembly.